AUUAACGAAUCCAAACAACUCUCUUUCCACAUAGCCAAAUUUCAGUCUCUUCCUUGUUCCUCUGCAUUACCAUCCAAACACCAAUAACAAUGGCCGCCAUUUCUUCUCAAUUAUCUUCUCUCCGGUCACCGGAAACUCUCUCAUUCUCCUCCGGAAUGCUAACGUCACACUUUUCCGGUGUAAUUGUACCUUCUCCGGUCACAUUUCCGGUUAUUCGUACACGUGUCUCAUGCCAAUCCACCUCUUCAACAACACCUUCUUCCUCCCUCACUGCAAAAGCAACUACCAACCACCAGAAGGGCUUUCUGCACAUUAGUGAUUUCGAUAAAGCCACUAUAUUGAACAUCUUGGAUCGAGCCAGAGAGGUUAAAGAGUUGCUAAAAUCAGGAGAGAGGACAUAUCUUCCAUUCUCGGGUAAAACUAUGGCUAUGAUUUUUGCUAAGCCUUCCAUGAGGACGCGAGUUUCUUUUGAGACAGGGUUUUACUUGCUUGGAGGCCAUGCGAUCUAUUUGGGACCAAAUGACAUACAAAUGGGUAAGCGGGAAGAAACUCGUGAUGUUGCUCGUGUUCUUUCUCGCUAUAAUGAUAUCAUUAUGGCUAGAGUUUUUGCUCAUCAGGACAUUCUUGAUCUAGCUAAAUAUGCUACUGUGCCUAUAAUCAAUGGCCUGACAGACUAUAACCAUCCUUGUCAAAUAAUGGCUGAUGCCCUUACAAUAAUUGAGCAUGUCGGCCAGCUGGAAGGAACUAAGGUUGUCUAUGUUGGAGAUGGAAAUAACAUAGUGCAUUCGUGGCUGCUUCUGGCUUCCGUUAUUCCAUUCCACUUUGUUUGUGCCUGCCCCAAAGGUUUUGAACCUGAUCAGGAAACAGUUGAGAAAGCACGACAGGCUGGAGUCAGCAAAAUCGAGAUAACUAAUGACCCAAAGGAAGCUGUUAAAAACGCUGAUGUUGUCUAUUCAGAUGUCUGGGCUAGCAUGGGACAAAAGGAAGAAGCUGCACAUCGCCGUCAAGUAUUUCAAGGAUUCCAGGUGGAUGAAGAAUUGAUGAAACUAGCUGGAAAAAACGCAUAUUUUAUGCACUGUUUGCCGGCAGAAAGAGGAGUGGAAGUCACAGAUGGCGUGAUUGAAGCACCAAACUCCAUUGUAUUCCCCCAAGCUGAGAACCGCAUGCACGCGCAAAAUGCAAUUAUGCUUUAUGUUCUUGGCUUCCGCUCAAGCUUCUAUUUCUUUGGGUGGUGAAUGCUGUUCCUUGGUUCGUUGGAAAGAUCUGGUAACAAAUCCAUCUUUAAAAUUGAGAUCUCCGGUAUUGAGGUGUGGUUUUUGGUGCUCAAAAUAGGAUCUAGUCCGCUUAGUCCUCGACAUCAUUCCAGGAUUCGAAGACACUUUCUUUACCCCUGUGUAGUGUUAGGUAGAUUGGCUCGAUUCGUCAGUCAUUUUCGGUAAAAUGGUGAGCUUUCAUUCUCUGGAAGACUUGAUCAUUUCAUCGGUUUUACUUCCAUAAAUUAGAAUUAAAGACUUCACAUUGUCAUUGUCAAGGUUGGAGGCAUCUACUAAUGCAGGUUGAUUUUCUAAUAUAGAGGCUUUGUGGAUUACUGUGGACUGGGUUGGUUGUUGAAAUUCUUAGACCUUUUGAGUUACUUUUUAAUCCAUCUUGUUAUAUAUUUGAAACUCAUCCGUUUUCAUUUGCUUAUGUGUGUUUUGUAUGGCUAGGCAAAAGGGGUGGUCCCCAGUCAUCGGCGGACAUGGGAUGCCUGUCACGGCCAACCCUGUUUUAGUUUGUGACACCAUCAAUUCAGCGGGUCUACGAUAGACUAUACAAAUUGAUGGACCCUCAAAGUUCAAGUAUGUUUGAACUAGGUUGUUUAUUCAAUCACUACCCAUCCAUAUACCCCUUCGAUCACGUGACUUGUUUAAACUUCUUUUAAAAAACAUUCUACUAAUAGUCCUUCGAUUCAUAUUGUCUAUGGUCGACUACUUUGUAUGGUCGAGGAUUGACAGAGUCCAAGAUUUUGGAUAGUUCCUAUAAAAUAAGCUGGUCAAGCAUAG
This is a messenger RNA of Capsicum annuum, 2042 nucleotides long. RefSeq names its product ornithine transcarbamylase, chloroplastic. Gene Ontology annotation, cellular component: intracellular membrane-bounded organelle. Gene Ontology annotation, molecular function: amino acid binding; ornithine carbamoyltransferase activity. Gene Ontology annotation, biological process: L-citrulline biosynthetic process. The record is from RefSeq and is a predicted model, not a curated record. NCBI's taxonomy places the organism in Eukaryota, Viridiplantae, Streptophyta, Magnoliopsida, Solanales, Solanaceae. The coding region runs from base 90 to 1235 and encodes 381 amino acids. The transcript has 8 exons.